This is a messenger RNA of Paramecium tetraurelia, 1392 nucleotides long. RefSeq lists its product as uncharacterized. The record is from RefSeq and is a predicted model, not a curated record. Gene Ontology annotation, cellular component: ribonucleoprotein complex. Gene Ontology annotation, biological process: selenocysteine incorporation. Lineage: Eukaryota; Ciliophora; Oligohymenophorea; Peniculida; Parameciidae. The transcript is spliced from 3 exons. Gene Ontology annotation, molecular function: mRNA 3'-UTR binding; ribonucleoprotein complex binding; selenocysteine insertion sequence binding.
AUGAAUACUAACUAGCCAUCUCAAAAUACAGAUUUCUAAUGCGAUUAUCCCUAUGACAAUUACGGAGGACAUCAAUUUAAAUUUGAUAACUAUAAUUAUCGUCCUGAUUCGCAGAAUUAUAAGUAGAUUACUCAUAAGUAAUCUAAGUAAUCAAAUGAAUAGCCAAAAAAGAAGGAAUAAAAUGAAAAUAAAAAAAUGUUAAUUAAAAGCAAUAAGGAUAAUUAAUAAAAGCAAUAUCUAGAAUAACAACCAAAAUAAGGUUAAAAGAUGGAGAAAUUGCCAACGGGUAAUAAGGUUGAAUAAUAGAAAACAGAAUAGAAGGUUUAAAAGAAAGAUGUAAAAUAAGAAAAUAUAGAAGUUCCGGAGGAACCUAAGUAAUUGGUUUUAGAUCCAAAACUUGGCUAUUGGACAUACACUCAAAAAGAGUAUGAAGAAUUUCAUAAACAAGUGAAAGAAUAUGAAAUUAAGAAAGCAGAAUAUGAUGAGCGCAUUAAGGGAUAAAGAAUGUUAGAGCAAAGAAAAAGAAUGGAGAAGUUUUCAACAUUAAUGGAAAAAAAGUAGAAAAGGAACAAUUUAUUGGGAAUGAAGAAAAUCAAUUAAUUAAUUAGGGAACUAAGAAUUUAAUACAAAUAAUAUGUGAGAAGAGAAAAAAAAAAAUAAUUUGGUUAUGUCUUAGAUGAAAAUAAUAAUGUCUAAAUUGUUUAGUAAGAGAUAAAAAAGAAAAAGUUAUCAAAGAUCCAAAAAGCCAAAUAACUGUGGGAUAAUCUUAAUGAUCCUGAUUAUGAGACAGUUGAUGAAGAUCAAAUCAAAGAUGAUGAUUAAUAGUUGAUAACUAUUCUAAAUUAGUUAUCCAACAUCAAUCCUUAUUCAAAAGAAAAAUAUAAUAAUAUGAAAAUUAGACCUUGGAUUACUCAAAUUCCUUGUAAAGAAUUAGAUGAUAUGGCUUUGCAAUUUAUUAAUGAACUCAGCUAUAUGUAAGCAAAAAAGAAAGUAAUUGAACCAAAAAAGAAUAAAAAGAGAAUUGUGGCAGGAAUAAAAGAGUGUUUAAGAAGUAUUUAAUAUACGUUACCUGAAAAAUCAGCAAAAUUAAUAAUUAUACCCAUUGGCAUUUAAGAGUGUCCUAUUAAAAAUGGGCCAGAUCAUCAAAUAUUGAAGGUUUUAAAAGAAUGCUUCAAUAAAAAUAUUCCGGUUAUCUUUGCAAGCACUCGAUCAAAACUUGGGAGGGCAUUUAGUGGAAAAUUUGGACCAAAAAUAAGUGUGAUUAGUGUGAUAAAUUACUAAAAUAUGGAGGAAUAAUUUACUAAACUUAUUUAAUUGAGUGAUGAUUAGAAAAAGUAAUUUAGAAUGUUGUAUGGAGAUGUGAAUCUGCUUUAAUAUAUUAAUUAAUUAUGA